GGGGUUCAGUAACUCUUGGUGUUCCCUGACCAAAUUAGGAAACUGCUGUUCCUCACUCACUCACCCUCUUGCUGAUAUGAUUUCUGUCUCACCUCAGGUUCCUAGAGGUGGGCACCAGCCAGCGGCUAGAAACAGGGUGAAGCAGAAGGCAGACAACGCCUUCAGAGCCCCAACCUGGCAUUACUGAACAGUGGCUGCUGAGCCAAGGGUGACCAGGUUCCUGAACUCUGUGGCCUAGGCUUGGAGGGAAUCAAAGAUGUUCUCAGUUGUGAAAGAGGAGAAUUUGGACAGCAGGACAAAAAAGGAGGACAGCCCCCUGGAGCAGAUAACUUUGCCACUGGAGGCCACAUCAAACCCUGGGGGCUUUUCAAAGUCUCUCCAUCUGCUCAGUCACUGGGAGGUAGAUAGCCCCAGGAAGGAGCCCAGUCAGCCUUGGGGGCCAGACCAGGAGCGGAUAAAGCUAAAAAGAGACAUCAGGGAAGAGAAGGUGUUUGACCUGCUGAAGCCAAUUGAACCUGUACAGAAGCUGCUUCCUCAGGUGGAUGAGGAGGCCCUGCAGGAAGCCGUGAAGGGAGAAUGCUGGUGGAAGGCGUGGGUGAAGAAGCCAGUCACCUCUGAGGAUGUGGCAGUGAAUUUCAACCAGGAAGAGUGGGAAUGUCUAGAUGCCAGUCAGAGGGUCCUCUACCAGGACGUUAUGUCAGAGACCUUCAGAAACCUGAUGUCUGUGGUCAGAAUCUUUCUGUCUAAUCCAGACCUGAUCGCCAAGUUUGAACAAGAAGAGAAACAGUGGAGAGCAGAUCUCCGUCCCCCAAAUGGAGAAGGCCUUCAUUCAGGAGGCAAGAGAGAGGAACUUCAAGAACAGAGUCAGAGUUUGGGAGAUGAGGGAAAUAGCGAUGACAAGAAGGUCUCCCUUGCUCGCAGAAGGGCAGGCCCAUCCUCUGCUCCAGCUGGGUCCCUGGACAGGACACCAGUGUUCCCAGCAUCCUGGGCUGGGCCACCCUUUACCUGCCAUACCUGUGGCAAGUGCUUCAGCAAGCGCUCCAGCCUCUACAACCACCAGUUUGUUCACAGCUGCGGCCAGUGCGGGAAGUCCUUCCUGAACCCCAAGGACCUCAGCUACCACCGGCGCAAGCACCUUGGGGAGAGGCCCUUCUGCUGCUCGCUCUGUGACAAGACCUACUGUGAUGCUUCUGGACUGAGCCGUCACCGCCGUGUCCAUCUGGGUUACCGGCCCCAUUCGUGUCCCUUCUGUGGGAAGCGCUUUCGGGACCAGUCUGAGCUUAAACGCCACCAGAAGAUACACCAAGGCCAGGAGCUGGGGGCUGGAAACCAGAAGCAUAUCGUGAAGAUUCCAGACAACACAGGUGGAUUCCAGGGGCUGGCAACUGCAAACAGUGCACCAGUGGCUGGGACCCAAGGACCCUCAUUUAAAACCACCGGUCCCGAGGCUCAGACCCAGCCAUCUAUAGACAGGAGCCCAGCACCUGCAACCAAGAACCAGGUAGUCACUGGGAAGGCUCAGCGCCCAGUCGUUACAACCCCAGAGCCUGUGACCAGGACCCAGGCAGCCAACACGAGAGCCGCCUGCCUGGAUACCAAGUCCAGCUCUCACCCAGGAAAGCCUUCAAGACUCAAGGUCUUCUCUUGCCCUCAUUGUCCCUUGACUUUUAGCAAGAAAAUCUGUCUCUCCAGCCACCAGAAGGCCCACUUCACAGAGCAGUCCAACCGCUGCUUCCACUGCGGCAAGUCCUUCACUUUAUUCUCUGGGCUGGUCAGGCACCAGCAGACUCACUGGAAGCAGAAGCUCUACUGUUGCCCUAUCUGCGACGUCUGCUUUGGGGAGAAAGAGGACCUUUUGGGUCACUGGGGGGGCUACAGGGGCAAGGGGCUCUGCCUGGGCAGUCCCCAUAAAUGCUGGGCGAUCCUGAGUCAGUGGCUUGGCUUCUUUCCCGAUGCCUCCACUGUGGCAGGGGAGGAGAUGGAUCUUUGUCCUGGAUCCAUACCUUCAGGAGAGGGAAGGAAGGGAGGGGAGAAGGCAGCAGAGGAAAGAAAGCAGAUAAGGCAGUGAAGGUGUUGGAGUGUAAAUAAAUGGCCUUUCCACCCGAGGUCUUUCUCUGUUUGGUUUUCCUGAGGGCUAACCUCCAGGGUAAGGAGACGGGUAGAGGAAGAGAGAGGUGAAGGAAUAAUGAAGGAAAUACAGAAAGGAAAAGAGGUGGCACAUGGAAACUUGUAGUAUUAUUAAUUAGCACCCAGCUUGUUUCUUUGUGUCUGAUAGACCAUCAAGUAGUAGUUGUUGAAGAAAACAGUGGACACUCCAAUAGGUAUGAAGAUGGGAGAAAAAGGAUGAGUGGGGGAGAGAAUCUGAGGGACCCAUCUGGACCAGAUGUAGAAAGGAGGCGUUUUAAAGCAGGUGUGUGGCCCAGUUCUCAUCCCUUGCUCCCCUGGCACCUCGGUAGGCUGCCGGGGCAAGAUGGAGCUCUGGCCAGUGUUCUGCGGGUUUCUCACCAUCUCCUGCUUUUGGUUAGGGCUCCCCAUGUCCUCACUCUGCAGGUCACUUGGUGCUGUCUUGGAUGUUUUGGACUUUUCCUGCUCCUUCCCAGCAGGGCUGAGAUCUUGGAAGAAACGACCACCAUUUGCAAAGUUGGUGUGCUAUAAUUUGCAGUGCGGAGGUUCCUGGUCUCCAGUUCAUGGCAGAGACCCUCUUGUCUGUGUUACUCUGCAGCACAGGUGCCCUCUGAUGGAGAGAAGAGCAGCUGCCUGGCUGUAACCAGAGAGGACUUCCAGAUGGAAGAUACACCAAGGAGUAGAAAUAUGUGGGCAGCAUAAAGGAGGAGAGGAAGGAAGGAGCUGGGGAAAGGGAGAGACAAAGUAGAUGACAGAAGAGAAGUUGAUCCUAUUUGGAAUUCAGAGCAUUCCUGCAAGUACAGAUUGGAAUGUCCCCACAGCAAAGAGGCCAGUGAGUGUGCAACUUGAUGGAUGCGACAUCCCCGAGGACCAAUCUUUGGGCCAACCAGGCUCUUCUCCACCCUGCCAAGAUGUGACAUCAUUCAGAAGGGGUUUCCUAGAAGGAGGAGAAAAUAAGUUGAAAAAGCUGUCAACAGUUUCUAUCAUGAAACUGUCACACCAGGGGGAAGAAAGGCCCUGUGGAGUCAUCUAGUCUUGGAGGUGAGGCCCAGGACAGCUGCUGUAGGGAACAAUCGAGAAAGGAGGCCAGCUGGAGUGGGGUUCUUGCUUUGGAGCACGAAGGUGGAGGAGGAAUCCUCCCUCCAGCCAGGCUCACCAGCCCUUCCUUUCCUUUGGGAUUUUGAUCCCUCAAUAGCCCCCUCUUCCCCUUGCUGUUUCCUUGGUUUUUUGUUUUGUUUUGUUUUGUUUUUUUGCUCUCAGCUUAUAAGAAAGAGAAGAAAACUUACUUAGCUCUUCAAGAAAUUGCCCUGAAAACAAAGAGAAAUAGGUGAUGAAUGGAAGAUGACUAACUCCUCCCACAUCCUCCCUGUGGAAUUCAUAGUCACCCCCCCUCCCUUUCCACUAAGGGACCCCACAGAUCUCAGUAAGUGGUUCUCUUCAUGAAUUCUCUGAGGAGCCUGGAGUUGGCCAUGUGGACAGAGCAGGAAGGAAAUUCCAGCUCUGAAUCUUGAGCCCUGGUUCCAUCCACCCUCUUUAUGUUUCCCACUCAGGGCUGGCUUGAUCCCCUGCUGCCCAGUGGUCCUGUUUGCUGCCCCAGCACUGCACCUGCUAGUCUUCUGUGUAGCCAGUUGUAGCAGAUGAUCAAGGCCACCAGGGGUCCAAGAACUGGCACAAUUACAAACAGGGUUAUCUUCCAGCAGGGCACCCUCAGGAAGUGGGGAUCUGAAUCGUUUGCCACAGAACAAACAGGAUUAACAUGUGUUCCCCUUUGUGUCCCACCCACCCCUCUCCAUUUAUUAUUGGGUUUCUUUUGGGUGGUGGAGGGGGGAGGUUCUUAACCUGGGUUCCAAAAUAGUUUGUGGAUAGAGUCCAGGGAGUUCAUGAAUUUGGAUGAGAAAAGCAUUACAUUUUUAUUUGCACUAACUUCAAACUGAAUUUAGCAUUUUCUUACACUAAAAAUGUAACUAACAAACCAGUUACCAGCAGUACCUGUGACUUUAUCACCAAUGGAAACCACAUUCCCCUCAGAGUUGUUGCAGAAAUCUCAGAAUACUGUUUAUCAGUAUUUUGAAAUCACCAAAUUAUUAGACCU
Messenger RNA from Mesoplodon densirostris (Blainville's beaked whale), 4216 nucleotides. It is a transcript of the gene ZFP57, whose product is annotated as ZFP57 zinc finger protein. The transcript has 4 exons. Gene Ontology annotation, molecular function: DNA-binding transcription repressor activity, RNA polymerase II-specific. The record is from RefSeq and is a predicted model, not a curated record. Bases 257 to 2068 code for a protein of 603 amino acids. Gene Ontology annotation, biological process: negative regulation of transcription by RNA polymerase II. NCBI's taxonomy places the organism in Eukaryota, Metazoa, Chordata, Mammalia, Artiodactyla, Ziphiidae.